GGGCCCCUGGGCCGCAAGGCGUCCGCGGCGGCGCUGUGGCCCCCGGCCAUUCGGGCCGCGAGGGGCCGGCGCGUUCGCACGGCCGGCGAGCGGGGCGCGGGGAAGCGGCCCCGCGGGAUUCCGGACCAGAUAUGAAAGAUGGCAAGUCCAGAUAGAAGUAAACGGAAAAUAUUAAAAGCCAAAAAAACAAUGCCUUCAAGUUGCCGGAAGCAAGUAGAGAUCCUGAAUAAGUCUAAGAAUGUUGAAGCUCUGAGAACAGCAGCAAUUGGGAGUAAAGUUCCAAGUGGUAGUCAGAAUUUAAGUACUGAGCUCAUAACUAGCAAGUGUAAACAUUCUGAAAAUGUUGAUUCCUCAUUCAAUUCUAACAAAAAUUCAGUAUUCUCACAGAAGAGUAUAGUGGUUACUAAGAAUUUAAUAAAACCAGUAGAAGAAAUUGUUGAUUCAGAUACAAGAUUGGAAUACAUUGAUGAACAAGUUGUGUGUCGUUACCAAAAGCCAAGAAAAACAUUAGAUUCUCCCAGCAAAUUGUUUAUACAAAGGGCAGAAGAUUCCCAGAACACUUCUGAAACUCAUCUGGAAUAUCAGACAAAAGUAAAAGAAUCCUUUUUUGAACACGAAGAGAAUUGUAAUCUAAAACCCAUUUAUUGCACACCCAUCAUAUUGAGUGAUAUAGUUCAGAAUACCUUGAAUGGUAAGAGAAUCGAUGAGAUGGUUUCCAAUUUAGAAGCAAACUCCAAUUCAGAGUCACUUGAUGGAAGGCAAAAUGACAUUUUAAACCCAAACUCACAUUUUGUGCCUGUUGAGAAAACAUCUAGUUUGGUGAAUUUAGUUAAUUCCUCCUGCUAUACUGCUAACAGUUUGAAAACAGAAGAAUCCUGUAGAACCUGUCAUUUCAGCAUUUCAAAUUGUGAAAGUACAGACUCAAAGUGGCAGUCAUUACUCAACACUGAUGCUAAUAACAGCCAUAAUCAAAAGAAGAGAAUGCUUUCAGAAAACAAAGAAAAUGUUAAACGCAUGAAAACUUCAGAGCCAAUUAAUGAAAAUAUUUGUGUAGCUCUGGAAAAGCAAACAGCAGUACUGGAACAGGUCAGACAUUUGAUUCGACAUGAGAUCUAUAGGAUAAAUUACAAACUAUUUGAUAAAAAACUGAAAGAAUUGAAUGAACGCAUUGGGAAGACACAGUGCAGGAAUAAACAUGAAGCAACAGCUGAUGAACUCUUUGCAAAAAUAGCAAGACUUCAAAGACGUAUUAGAACAGUAUUAUUAUCUCAAAGGAAUUGUUUGGAACCAAACACAUUACCUAAUAACAUAGGCUGUAAGAUUGCAAAUUCAGAGACCAUGAAUUUGUGUAGGAGUCAAGAAUCAGUUAGUGAUGAUAGAGUGACUUCUAUGAACUGCGAAUCUUCUAACACCAUCAAGAAAACAAGUGAAAAGAUGAAUUUGUCACCAGAUUGUGUUGAGUUUGUUUCUGAAAGUAACAAUGAUGAUGUUAUGUUGAUUUCUGUGGAAAGUCCUAAUUUGACAACUCCAGUUACAUCAAAUCCAACAGAUAUUAGAAAAAUUACAUCAAGAAAUUUCAACAAUUCACCUAAUGCUAUAGCAGAAGUCAGGAGCGUAGAGAAGAAGAAACUUGAUUUUGUUAUUGAUUUGACCAAAGAAGGCCUGUCCAACUGCAACACAGGAAUUCCAGCAUCCAUCCGGGAGUCACCUUUGAAAACUGUUUUAAGUUCAAAAGACAUAACUCCAGUGGCAGGAAAUACAACCGAGGAUUUUGAUUCCUUUGAGCACCUGCCACCUCUCCCAGAACCACCACCACUACUCCCUGAACUGGUGGACAAAAUCGGGGACACACUCCCUCCCCAGAAGCCAGAGCUCAAAGUGAAGCGUGUGCUGAAACCUAUGGGCAUCGCCCUGACUUGGAACAUCAGCAAGAUCAACCCUAGGUGUGCUCCUGUGGAAAGCUACCACCUCUUCCUGUGCCAUGAGAACUCAACUAACAAGUUGAUUUGGAAGAAAAUUGGAGAAAUUAAAGCUUUACCACUCCCAAUGGCCUGUACUUUAUCUCAGUUUUUGGCUUCCGACAAAUAUUAUUUUACUAUCCAGUCAAAAGACAUUUUUGGGCGAUAUGGACCAUUUUGUGAUAUAAAAUCUAUCCCUGGGUUUUCUGAAAAUCUUACCUAA
This is a messenger RNA of Sciurus carolinensis (gray squirrel), 2181 nucleotides long. It is a transcript of the gene Atf7ip2, whose product is annotated as activating transcription factor 7 interacting protein 2. Gene Ontology annotation, biological process: regulation of DNA-templated transcription. The transcript has 11 exons. The record is from RefSeq and is a predicted model, not a curated record. Gene Ontology annotation, cellular component: transcription regulator complex; nucleus. Bases 139 to 2181 code for a protein of 680 amino acids. NCBI's taxonomy places the organism in Eukaryota, Metazoa, Chordata, Mammalia, Rodentia, Sciuridae. Gene Ontology annotation, molecular function: protein binding; transcription coregulator activity.